AUGAGUCUUGGAAAGUGUUGCGUUACCACCUUCAAGCACGAGGGAACCUCUACAGGAAAAAUCACCACGGUGGCUGGUGUGGAGUCUUAUGUGGCUGGAGCUGAGAAUGGCUUCGACAAGGUGGUGGUUAUUCUCACCGAUAUUUAUGGUCCUAAACUUAUUAACACCCAAUUGAUUGCUGACCAGUUUGCUGAGCAGUUGAAGGCGCAGGUUGUUGUGCCAGAUCUCUUUAACAAUGACCCUUACAAUCCUGAGAGUGGUAUUGAACUUAUGGACUGGUUGAAGAACCACGGCAUCGAGGGAUCCAAAAAAUUCACCAAAACCUUCUUGGAGAACCUUACCAAAGAGUCGUCGCCCAAGGAGAUUUUUGGUGUGGGUUACUGCUAUGGUGCUCCAUUGGUGCUUGAGAACUUGGUUGAAGGUGGAUUUUUCAAGCUGGGAGCCAUCGCUCAUCCUUCUUUCACCACCCCAGAGGAAUACUCCAAGGUGGCCAAACCCUUACUCAUUUCGAGUGCUCCCGAUGACGAGUUGUUCGUCCCCGAGUUGAGAACGAAGGCAAUUGAGGUUUUGACUGCCAACAAAACGUGGUUCCUUGUGAACCUCUUUGAGGGUGCUCCCCAUGGUUUUGCCGUUAGAGGUGACUUGUCGCAGCCCAAAGUCAAGUUUGCGAAAGAAAAGGCGUUCGCGGACGUGGUGCUUUGGUUCCAGCAGUAA
Messenger RNA from Meyerozyma guilliermondii ATCC 6260, 714 nucleotides. RefSeq lists its product as uncharacterized. Bases 1 to 714 code for a protein of 237 amino acids. The record is from RefSeq and is a predicted model, not a curated record. NCBI's taxonomy places the organism in Eukaryota, Fungi, Ascomycota, Pichiomycetes, Serinales, Debaryomycetaceae. The transcript has a single exon. Gene Ontology annotation, molecular function: hydrolase activity.